UUGACGAAAGCUCAAACAACAACAAUAAUAACGAUGAGAAUGCCAAUACAUUAAUAAAUAGGAAUAAUUGGAAGUUACAAUCUGGAAUCACCAGAUUAUUAAAAGAAGCGACAAAUCUCAGUGGACACGUAAUGAGGUUGGAGAAUUGGGGAGUAAUUAGAUGUGGAUUAAACAUUUCUAGACCCAAAUGGUGUGCAGAAGCUGAUUAUAAUGAAAUCCAGCAAAUCUGUAAAAAAAAGGCACCAUAUAUUUCUCCUUCAAGAACAUUAAAGGAAAUCGUUAAGCUGGACCAUAAAAACAAGUUGGAUAAUAAUAAAUUGGUAAAUAUUAAUCAAGAACUCGAAGAUCCACUCACUACCUUUUCGAUAAGAAUUUUAAAAUAUUUUCUUUUAUCUGGACUACAAGAUGAUUUGAUAUAUAAACCGGGAGAGAUAGCAUUAUCAUCAAUCGAAUCUUAUCGUAAAAGGAAAAAGGAAAGUGAUUACGAACAAAAAUCGGACGGUGUUUUCUUGAUGUGUUUGAAAAAUCAUUAUAUUGAAAUUGGUCACGUUGAAAUUAGUGGUGGUUAUGGUUGUAUAGAUAAACCACGAUCCACCUGGGAUCAUCUUAAAGGUGCAGUCGGAAAUAUUUAUAUGUUAGGAGACCUUUCAUACUGUUACAAAAAGGCUUCCUACAGGACUUUUUCAAAGAUUCAAGUGUCUUUCUUGCAUGGACUUGACAAUCAUUUGGAACUUUGGAGAAUGUCUAACCCCGCAUCUGGUGUCUUAAUAUUCGAAAGAACUCAUAAAGUCGUUGUUCCCAUCGAUUGGGAUAAUCAACAAAUAUAUUUUUUUAAUUUUAUUAAAUUAUUAUGGGAUUUAAAGCUCUGCUUGUUAGAUACAAUCGAAUCAAUCAAAAAAUUACAUGAAGAAAACCUCGCCAAUAUGUUCGAAGAAAAUUAUAGACCUCUCCAUGGGAGACUUCCGAUGCAUUCGCUCACCCCAUGCAAAGAACAACAUCGUGCAGGCAUUAAUGCGAUUUGUGUCGAGAGCGAAGACGAAA
Molecule: messenger RNA, 1041 nt
Organism: Entrophospora candida
Lineage: Eukaryota; Fungi; Glomeromycota; Glomeromycetes; Entrophosporales; Entrophosporaceae
Source: the annotation of a GenBank genome assembly